Molecule: messenger RNA, 1326 nt
Organism: Neoarius graeffei (lesser salmon catfish)
Lineage: Eukaryota; Metazoa; Chordata; Actinopteri; Siluriformes; Ariidae
Gene: en1b
Product: engrailed homeobox 1b
Exons: 2
Coding region: 83-937 (284 amino acids)
Biological process (GO): regulation of transcription by RNA polymerase II; neuron differentiation; multicellular organism development
Cellular component (GO): nucleus
Molecular function (GO): RNA polymerase II cis-regulatory region sequence-specific DNA binding; DNA-binding transcription factor activity, RNA polymerase II-specific
Source: RefSeq, a predicted model, not a curated record
UUUUUUUACUCCAGGAUAAAUAUUUUGGUGGCAACAAGUGGGAUUUUGUCAUUGUUGUUGUUGUUGAAACAAAAAUAAAUAAAUGGAGGAGCGGAAGGAUCCGUCCGAGCGCGAGAGCGCGUCCCCUCCGGUUCUAGCGCGCGAGGCGGCGCCGCAGGUCCACCGCACCACGAACUUCUUCAUCGACAACAUCCUGCGGCCCGACUUCGGCUGCAAGCGCGAGCUCCUCUCGAGCAGGGAAAACGUCAGCCCGCUGGUCGCGAGGCCGCCGUCGCGCGCGGACUCCACCGCCGACCACCGCACUUCUUCUUCAUCUUCUUCAUCAUCUUCGUCUCCGUCGUCUUCCUCUUGUUCCUCGUCGUCGUCGUCGUCGUCGUCCAAGGUGCUGCUCGAGGGAAACACGAAGUGCGGAGACGGCUUGAAUCUCAGCGCGGUGAACGGCGCGAGCGGCGGCGGAAACGGAAACGGAGGCGCAGCAGGAGCAGCAGCAGCAGCAACAACAACAACAACAACAACAACAAGCACAACCGCUGUGGCGGCGGCCAAAGACGCCUCGCAACCUCUGCUGUGGCCCGCGUGGGUUUACUGCACGCGCUACUCGGACAGACCCUCAUCCGGACCGAGGACCCGGAAGCUGAAGAAGAAGAAGAGCGACAAGGAGGACAAGCGGCCGCGCACCGCCUUCACAGCCGAGCAGCUGCAGCGGCUCAAGGCGGAGUUCCAGGCGAGUCGCUACAUCACGGAGCAGCGGCGGCAGUCUCUCGCGCAGGAGCUCAACCUCAACGAGUCGCAGAUCAAAAUCUGGUUCCAGAACAAGAGAGCCAAGAUCAAGAAGGCGAGCGGCUACAAGAACGGACUGGCGCUGCAGCUCAUGGCGCAGGGACUCUACAACCACUCCACUACCACCAUCCAGGAGGACAAGGAGGACAGCGAGUAGCAGCGCGCCCGAGCCAGCCGAGGGUGGGGAUUAGUCGUGUUUCAACAUCAACAUCAUCAUCAUCAUCAUCAACAACAAUAAACUCAUUCACAAUUUUCUUCGUGAAUUUAAUUUAAAAUAUCGAAUUGGCGCAAUCAUUAGGGAUCCAAGCACCACACAUGCUGGAAAGCUUAUUAUUAUUAUUAUUAUUAUUAUUAUUAUUAUUAUGAGAAGAAAAUCAUCAUCACUGAUCUCCUCCUCCUCAAUGAUAGGACGCUGUUUUUUCUUUUUAAUGGACGCUGACUCAGGACGGCGACCUUUUGACAUGAAGAAAAGGACAAUAAUUCCUUAUUUAAUUCUGUACAAAUAUAUGGACUCUAUGAAGAUUUCUAUAAAUAUAAAUAUAAAUA